AUAAACUCUCUCACACACAACUCAAAAAUCACUUCACUCCUGAAAAUCCUCCCCUCACAAUUGGAGGGAAACUUUCCCGCCAAAUAAAUAAAAAAAAUCUAAACACUAAUUUUGAUUUUUGGUUUUUGAGUUUAUAAUUGGAGAUCUGAAAUGGAAGUCGAUCGUACGGAGGUGAUAUCCGUACGAUCGGCAGUUAAGUAUUCCGAACACGUGAUCCGUACCACAAGUAACAGAUCCGUGAUCAAACGAAAGUCGGUACGGAUCAGUUUAACCGAUCCGUACGCGACUGAUUCUUCGUCUGAAGAAGACGAAGAAAAUAUGAUAGUCAAAAGAGUUAAAAAACACGUCGCGGUGAUCGAUUUCACCGCGCCGUCGAGUAAAUUUACAAACCGUGACAUACGAUCUACGACGACGAAUAGGUUUAGAGGCGUUCGCCGGCGGCCGUGGGGACGGUUUGCGGCGGAGAUCAGAGAUCCGCAUCGGCGGAAACGUGUUUGGUUAGGAACCUUUGAUACGCCGGAAGAAGCGGCGACGGUUUACGAUAACGCCGCCGUGAGACUGAAAGGUCCGGCGGCUGUAACGAACUUUCCACGUGCAACGGUUACGAAAACAGUUACUGUUGAUAGUCAAAAUAGUAGUGGAAGUGAAGGAAUAUCAAGUAACGGCGGUAUGUCACCGACGUCUGUGCUUAACGGUGGUGACGUGGAGUUAACGACGCCGUUUGACGUUUUUAACGAUUUGCCGUUUGAUUUGCCGGAUUUUAUAGUGUCGGAGAGUUAUUGUGGUCAGGAAUUUGGCGACUUUAAUAUCGAAGACUUUUUUGUUGACUUGUGAGAAGAAAAAUCAUUUAAAUUAUUAUAUUUAUAGUUAUUAUUAUAUUAUAUUUAUAUUGCAUAUAAAUUGUAUUGUAUUAGGGGUGUACGUACGGAUGAGAGUGUAUUAUAGAGUGAGUUGAAUAUUUGUAUAUUGCAAAAAUGCAAAUUUUGUGAAUGUUGUCUGAGAAUGCGAGACAUUUUGUUGGAAAUUUAAUCGUAAUUUUUGUGUUUAAA
Molecule: messenger RNA, 1049 nt
Organism: Erigeron canadensis
Lineage: Eukaryota; Viridiplantae; Streptophyta; Magnoliopsida; Asterales; Asteraceae
Product: pathogenesis-related genes transcriptional activator PTI6-like
Exons: 1
Coding region: 151-834 (227 amino acids)
Biological process (GO): regulation of DNA-templated transcription
Molecular function (GO): DNA binding; DNA-binding transcription factor activity
Source: RefSeq, a predicted model, not a curated record